Gossypium raimondii (Peruvian cotton) is the source of this 1071-nucleotide messenger RNA. RefSeq lists its product as uncharacterized. The record is from RefSeq and is a predicted model, not a curated record. NCBI's taxonomy places the organism in Eukaryota, Viridiplantae, Streptophyta, Magnoliopsida, Malvales, Malvaceae. The transcript is spliced from 2 exons. The coding region runs from base 154 to 816 and encodes 220 amino acids.
GCGUUAGCUCACAUUCAUCGGCACCUACUUUACCCACUCUUUUUUUUUUCUCUCUAUAAACUUUGAAACCCAUUUUAUAAAUCUAAAGAACUUGUUAUUAUUUUACUGUGUUUGAAAACGUUUUUUGAUUUGAUCAGUUUUUUAGAGAAAAAAAUGGGGUCAGUGGCAGAGUUCGAAAGUGAAACAACCCAUACACCAAAGCUUUCACUGUAUUUGUUUCCAAGUAAGGCGGCGGAAGAGCCGCCAGGUAUCGCGACGCCGCCGAUCCAUACCUCAGCUUCGAUUCCAUUCCAGUGGGAGGAAGCGCCAGGCAAGCCUAGGUCUUGUCCCGCCGGUGAAAGUCAACCAAAGCCACAUACUGCAAGAUGCUUGGAACUGCCUCCGAGGUUGUUAGCCGAGGCUAAGGUUGCUAACAUGCCGUCUCCAACGACUGUCUUGGACGGGCCUGAUUCGGGUCGGGUUGUGUCUCGUACCUUGUCGUUUCGGAAAGGCGGGUCUUUUAGGAGCCCUGAUAACAAGAGAUUGAGUAAGGAGAAAGUUCUGUUCGGGUCGAGUCGGUGGGGGAGUUUUAGAAAAGCUGGACGAGGUGUUCAGGGAAGUAGUUUUGGGUCUUCAGAUCCUCCGGUGGUUGACGGCCGUGAUGGUGGCGGAAGUGGCGGCGGUACACAGGUGAAGAUCACGAGAGUUAGGCGGAAAGGGAGCCUGUUGAGCCUUACUCAAGCUAGGUCACACGUAUUGGCAAGCAUUUAUGAAAGCUUUAAGCAAGUGGUCCCAUGGAGACGUGGAGAAGGGAAAAUGAAGAAGAAGGGCUCCUGAACUCAUUACCCACCGUUUGAUCUUGUGAGAUUAGAUCAGUCUAACUCUUGUAUAGGGAAAAAAAACAAACAACAUAUACGUUAUGUUAUAUUAUAUUAUAUUAUAUUUCAGGGUAUUUUACAAUAUAUUCUGUUUGGUCAAAUUUCAUGUAAUAAUGAAUAGUUUAGAACCCUAAGCCUUCUUCACACAGUACAGUGUGAGGUUCAUUAAACCAUUUGAUACAAAGCAUUAAUGGAAACAAUUUGUUACGACAAA